AUGCGACUAAUGUCCUACAUUAGCUUGGCCGGGAAUGUCUGCAUGCUGCUUUCGAUUGUCAUCAUUUUCUCAGAGUUGCUACGGGCUAAGCAUGUUAUCAACGAAGUUCCAUGGUUCACCGAUGCACGUGGACUCGUAAUGGCAUCAGGAGCAGUGAUCUAUUCAUUCGAAGGACAAGCACUCAUCCUACCACUGGAGAACAAAAUGAAGCAUCCAAGUGAAAUGCGAGGCUGGAUAGGAGUACUGACGACGGGCAUCGUCCUGGUGACAACGGUCUAUGCUGGUUGUGGUUUCUUCGGCUAUAUCACCUAUGGAGAGCAUGUGAAGGGUAGCAUCACCCUAAAUAUGGAUCAGAGCCCGUGA
This is a messenger RNA of Cooperia oncophora, 363 nucleotides long. The record is from the annotation of a GenBank genome assembly. Lineage: Eukaryota; Metazoa; Nematoda; Chromadorea; Rhabditida; Trichostrongylidae.